AUGCUGAAGUCCAAUGGAUCCUAUGGCUACACACCUGUGGGGCGAACUGCCACGCAGAAGGCGGUCAUGGACAACCACAAGCAAUCGAUGUUCAUUCUGGGCAUCGGAUUGCUGUUGAUCUUCAUCGUGCUGAUCUUGGCCUUCUGCUACACUUGGUACUCAACGAAAGUGCCCUUGUCCUGUACUGCCCCCUUGUCGCUCUACUUCUGGCUCGAGGGCAUCUCCAACUUUUUCUUGGCGGUCCUGCUCGUGAUUGGCAUGUACCUGAUGCAGGGGAUGAUGCUUGCGGUGAGCCAUCAUGCAGUGGCCCAGAUCAUGGAGGAGCAUGCCCAGACCUAUUCGAUCGCCGGGGGCCAGCACUCCGUGUCCGCCGCGGCGCACCGGUCAGAGCUCCAGGAGAGCGCCUUGCACUACGGUGGCGGGAUGACGGCGGUGUUGGUGCUCCAAUCCAUGGUGAUGCUCGCACAAGUGGGGCUGGGAAUCUACGGCAUCAUUCAGGUCGUACGGCUCCAGCAAGAAGGCGAAGCCUAUUUGUGCAACGACUCCAUCAACGUUUUCUGGGUCUUGAUUGGAUUGCAUUUCAUUCAGAACACCUGCGUCCUUGGCAAGCUGGGUAAAGGCUUGCAGCACCAUCCUCGCGGUGCAGACGAGGACCUGGAGGAAAGCGACUAG
This is a messenger RNA of Symbiodinium sp. CCMP2456, 672 nucleotides long. Lineage: Eukaryota; Dinophyceae; Suessiales; Symbiodiniaceae. The record is from the annotation of a GenBank genome assembly.